CUCAAUAUUUUAAAUUUUGGUGAGUUUGAUGAAUUUGAAUGAGUUUGGUAUAAAAACUAUAAAUUCUUUUUCUUGUUAAUUAUUUCCUUAACAAUUUAGACAUUAGUAACCAAAAUCAAUCCCAUUCAAAGUCAUAGAUCUUUUUGCCUGCUGCAACAUGACAGGAACUAUAUGCUAUAAUAUUAUUCGAUAUGCAGUCAUUCCUGUUGUUGUUGCUGGGGUAAGGAUGGGGGUAAGCAUGGCAUUAGAUGAAAUUGAUGGAAUGAAAUAUGUUUCUGAUUUGUUUGGAAAAGUGUUCAAUGAAAUUGAAAGAGAAAAGAAUAAUAUGAUUUUAAAUCGAGAUCUUGUGCUUGUAAAAGUUCAAGCAAAUGAUCAUAAAACCGAAAAGAUCAACGAUGUUGUGUUUGAGUGGCUAAAAGAAACUGAGAUACUCAUACAACAGGUGGAGAAUUUGACAGUGGAAGCUAAUCCAAGAUCAUGGAAUGAAUGUAGGAAGUUGCUGAAGAAAGUAAUUGAACUUAAUUUGAAAUGUGAGUUUGAUCCAUUUUCAAUCUCAAUUCCUAGUUUAGAGCACUUCUCUUUUGGAAAUAUUGUGUGUUUAAAGACUAUAGAGAAUACUUCAGAUGAACUUUUAGAGGCACUGCAAGAUGAUAAUUGUUCUAUAGUUGGAUUUUAUGGUAGGCAAGGUUCAGGUAAAACAACAUUGGUGAAAGCAAUGUGUGAGAAAGUCAAGUAUUUGAAGAUUUUUCAUGAGGUUUUAUUUGCCAAUGUGACUCAAAAUCCAAAUAUCAGAACAAUGCAAGAUGAAAUUGCUGACUCAUUGAAUAUGAAAUUUGAUAAAAACAGUGAAGCUGGUAGAGCUAGAAGAAUAUUCUCUACAAUAGAAAGUAUGGAUCGUCCGAUUCUUGUGGUUUUCGAUGAUGUUCGAGUGAAAUUCGAUCCAGAGGAUGUAGGCAUUCCUUGUAGCAGUAAUCGAUGCAAAGUCCUUAUGAUCACGCGUUGCCAACAAGACUGUGACAUGAUGUACUGUCAAAAGGAUAUUCGUCUUGGUCCUUUAUCUUCAGAAGAAGCUUGGACUUUGUUCAAAAAACAUUCAAGCAUUGAUGACGAGGAGUACUCCUCCUCGUUCGAUUUAUUGAAUGUGGCGCGCGAAGUUGCUAUUGAAUGUGAAGGGUUACCUGGUAUAAUUAAAGAUGUUGGAUCUUCCUUAAGAAGUAAACCAAUUGAAGAAUGGAAAGCAUCACUAGAUAGUAUGAGACAUUCAAUGGCUAGAUGGCAGAUUUUUAUCAGUUUUAGAGGGGAAGAUACUCGUUACUCUUUUACUGGUUCUCUUUAUCAAGCUUUAUGUAAUGGAGGAUUUAAGACAUUCAUGGAUGAUGGAGGACUCCACACUGGAGACCAAAUUUCACCAUCUCUUAUAAAUGCAAUCGAAGCGUCGAGGCUUUCGAUUAUUGUUUUAUCCGAAAACUAUGCAAAUUCCUCAUGGUGUCUUGAGGAACUUGUCAAGAUUAUUGAGUGUAAGAAUUUGAAGAAACAAUUAGUUUGGCCAAUCUUUUACAAAGUGGAGCCAUCAGACAUAAGGCAUCUCAGAAAAUGUUAUGGUAGAGACAUGGCUCAACAUGAAAGUAUAUUUGGAAUCAACUCAGAGAGAGUACAAAAUUGGAGAUCAGCUUUGUUUGAAGUGUCUAAUUUAUCCGGAAAAGCUUAUACAACGGGGUAUGAAUAUGAAUUUAUUGAAAAGAUUGUAGAAGAUGUUAAUCGUAUUAAAAAUCGUUUGCAAAUACGAAGUGUGUAGAUAUGGAGCAGGAACAAGAUAGAAUAGAUUUUAAUUGUUUAUUAAAUACCAAAAUAAAACCGUUUUUCUUUGUUAUAAGUAAUAUAGCAAUGUUGUUACCAUUAUGCACACGUUUUGAUACGACUCUACCUUGACAAAUGCAAAAGAAUACAAAUUCUGCUACUGCUGAAUUGGAUA
Cicer arietinum (chickpea) is the source of this 1972-nucleotide messenger RNA. Its product is annotated as probable disease resistance protein At1g52660. Gene Ontology annotation, biological process: defense response; signal transduction. Gene Ontology annotation, molecular function: ADP binding. NCBI's taxonomy places the organism in Eukaryota, Viridiplantae, Streptophyta, Magnoliopsida, Fabales, Fabaceae. The record is from RefSeq and is a predicted model, not a curated record.